Diuraphis noxia (Russian wheat aphid) is the source of this 1804-nucleotide messenger RNA. RefSeq names its product DExD-box helicase 52 (gene ais). Gene Ontology annotation, biological process: maturation of SSU-rRNA. Lineage: Eukaryota; Metazoa; Arthropoda; Insecta; Hemiptera; Aphididae. Gene Ontology annotation, molecular function: RNA helicase activity; nucleic acid binding; ATP binding. Gene Ontology annotation, cellular component: cytosol. The record is from RefSeq and is a predicted model, not a curated record.
CACGGAUAAUAGAUAUCAAUUAUCCGUGGUCUGUGUUUACAUGAUACAACGCUUAGAUCACAUUGUAUUUGUAUAUGAUCUAAGAUACAACGUGUGGGAAGCUGCGUGUAAAUGUGUAAACUGUAAAGUGUUGAUAACCCCAAGCUGCAGCUGGUAGUGYACUAUAAUUUUUAAUAUUAUCACUAUAUAAUAUUAUAUUUUAGUACCUGAUUUUGGUUAAUGGUUAAUACAAUAAUACUUAAAAUGUAUUGCCGUAUUGGUAAUUCAAACCACAGAUGUAAUCUGUGAUUCAAACUAUAUAGUAUAGUGGUUACUGAUUGGUACAUUGAAUUUCUUGAAUCUCGAAAUCUUGAUUGUUUUUCACGCCGGUUUGAAAUUUUCUACCGUAGAACUGGCAUACUCGCAUACUAUCAAUUGCUCGUAACUCGUGGGAAAAUCGACUGGCCAAAUUGGACAAGUGACGGCGGUUAGUGAACAGCGAACGAUGGACUCUUUCGACAUAUUUAAAAAGCUGUCAGUAGGAGCAAAAUUCAAAAAACCAGAAAAGAUUGCGAUCAACCACGAGGAUGAUAAAUCUAGCGCAAAACAGGUUAAAGUCAAAACGGUUGGUGAUCGUGUUCCUGAAGCGCUUUCAACUUUUGACAUGAUGAAAAAAGCUUAUUCUUUGAGUCCAAUUUUGAUGGAAAAUCUYAUUAAGUCUGGUUACACUGUGCCAACGCCAAUUCAGACUCAGGCUAUACCAGUUAUGUUGCAGAAAAGGCAAAUAUUUGCUUGUGCUCCAACUGGUUCUGGUAAAACUGCCGCAUUCUUAGUACCUAUAAUUCAUCAUUUAAAUAAACCAUUAAAUAAAGGAUUCAGAGCCUUAAUUGUGAGUCCUACAAGAGAGUUAGCAAAACAAACAUUAAGGUAUUUAUUGCAUAGGAACACUACAACCACUACAGUUGAACAGGAUCUGGUGUUUGUUGGAAACGAAGAAGGAAAAUUAAUUGCAAUGAGAGAUUUAGUGAAAAAAGGUCUAUCACCUCCAGUAUUGAUUUUUUUACAAUCUAAAGAGCGUGCAAAAGAGCUAUUUAGUGAACUAAUUUAUGAUGGAAUUAAUGUAGAUGUUAUACAUGCUGAUAGAACUCAACAACAAAGAGACAAUACUGUAAAGGCCUUUCGUGAAGGAAAAAUAUGGGUUUUAAUUUGUACAGAACUUAUGGGCCGAGGUAUUGAUUUCAAAGGUGUAAAUUUAGUAAUAAAUUAUGACUUUCCAUCUUCAGCCAUCUCAUAUAUUCAUAGAAUUGGUAGGACAGGACGAGCAGGACGUUCUGGUAAGGCUGUUACAUUUUUUACAAACGAUGACAAACCAAUGUUAAGAAGUAUUGCUACAGUAAUGAGGGAUUCAGGAUGUCCAGUACCAGACUAUAUGUUAGAAAUGAAACGAUUGCAUAAGAACACUAGAAGAAAAUUAGAAAAACAAUCGAUUGAUAGGAAUGAAAUUAGAUCAAAACCACAUAGAUAUAAUAAGUAACUAAAAAUUUAUUACUACAAAUAACAUUUCCUCAUACCAACUGUGGAUUUCAUGCCAUAAUAUUAUGGCAUGUACAAUAUUACACAGUAAACUAGUAACACGGCUACUAGCAGGUCAAUUUUUAUUUGAUAAAACCAUAACAUGAUUGUGCGCCAAAUUAAACAUAAUAAUAUUUAAUAAAUGUACAAUUUCAUUAAUGCAAAAUUAGUCACAUACAAAAUAUAGUUCAUUCAGACGUUCACUUGCCUACUGUUUACAUACAUAUUUAUGAUUAUUUCAUAAAUUCCCUUU